GCGUCCGUGCGUCAGGGCCAGCCGUGAAUACGCCUCUUCCGACCGCUUGCGGUACGGGCGGUGGAGUCGAACACAGCAGUCGCCUCGCUACAUCCAGAUUUGCGUUAGAAAAAGAUCUCAAGCACAAUUAGCCUACAUACUGACGUGAGCUGGUCGUCCGGUGUCCGAUGGGAAACAGUUACCUACCUGCAUAAUCUGACCCAAAACCUGACUAGAGCCACGGGGAAAGCCGCUUGGACCCUCGCCAAACCCUACAACUGAAAGAAAAAAACAACAACCCUGCUUCGAUUACGCACCGAGAGGGGGAGCACGAUGAUAUUGUGACAGCCCGGAGUGUACUUUACCAACUCCCCAAUUCCAACGGCUGGGAUCUACCGAGCUUCUUCCACUUUAAGGGACACUGACAGUAUUUAAAGGAUGUAGAUGUUUCUUGAUGUUGAUGCUGAUUGAUGUAAGUUAUUUUAAAUGGCACUCUUCGCAAAAUUGCGCUGAAGACUGCUACAUGUUGAUAUUGAAAAAUGCUCUUCCAAUGCGAUAUUGGAACCGACAACAUGAACCACGCUUACAUUGCAAGGAUUUCUCCGUUAGCAUGUGUACAGAGCUCUUGUACUAAUUUACAAUGUCUAGUGAGUAGAUAAUUAGUCCUUUAAAGAGAGAUACACACAGCAGCAACAACAAUACGCAAAACAUUUGCGCACGAACAACGAAGAGAAGCGGGGAGACCAUCUGAAUAAUUUCUGCCCGAACUGUGCUCCCACUUUCCGUGAUUCACGAUAAUAUCACACAGGAUUUUGAUGGAGCUGGAGAAUAUUGUGGCCAACACGGUACUGCUAAAGGCAAGAGAAGGUGGAGGAGGGAAGCGGAAAGGAAGGAGCAAGAAAUGGAAAGACAUCCUCCGGUUUCCCCACAUCAGCCAGUGCGCGGAGCAGGGGAACAGCAUCGAGAGGGACUACAUCAGCCUGUGCGAGCGCCAGCCAAUCGGGAGACAGCUGUUCCGCCUCUUCUGCGAGACCAGGCCGCAGUUCCUGCGAUGCAUACACCUGCUGGAUGCCAUGGAGGAUUACGAGGUGACGCCGGAUGAGAAACGCAAGAGCCACGGCGACCAGAUCAUCCAUAAAUUCCUCACCAAACAGUCUGCUGAAUGUGUGUGUGAGAUUGCAGAGAGCUACGGGGAGCAGUGCACACAGAACCUGGAGCUGAGCCCCAGCAAGGACAUCUUCAGCGACUGCCGAAAAGCCCUCCAUGAAUACUUAAGUGGCACCCCCUUCUCCGACUACCAGAACAGCAUGUAUUUCGACCGCUUCCUGCAGUGGAAAGUGCUGGAGAGGCAACCGAUAACUAAAGACACAUUUCGGCAAUACCGUGUGCUGGGAAAGGGAGGAUUCGGGGAGGUAUGUGCGUGCCAGGUGCGGGCCACAGGAAAGAUGUACGCCUGCAAGAAGCUGGAGAAGAAGAGGAUUAAGAAGAGGAAGGGCGAGUCCAUGGCUCUUAAUGAGAAGCAGAUCCUGGAGAAAGUGAACAGCAGAUUUGUUGUCAGCCUGGCCUACGCCUAUGAGACCAAAGAUGCCCUGUGUCUGGUGCUGACCAUCAUGAACGGAGGGGACCUCAAGUUUCACAUCUACAACAUGGGCACGCCCGGGUUCGAGAAGGACAGGGUGCAGUUCUACGCUGCCGAGAUCUGCUGCGGCCUAGAGCACCUGCACCAGGAGUCCAUCGUCUACAGGGAUUUAAAACCAGAAAAUAUUCUUCUAGAUGACAACGGACACAUCCGGAUAUCAGACCUGGGUCUGGCCAUCAAAGUGCCUGAAGGGGAGCUGAUCCGUGGCAGAGUGGGGACAGUGGGGUACAUGGCCCCUGAGGUGAUAAACAACGAGCGCUACGGCAUGAGCCCGGACUGGUGGGGCCUGGGCUGCCUGGUCUACGAGAUGACCGCCGGCCGCUCCCCCUUCCGCGCCCGCAAGGAGCGGGUGAAGAGGGAGGAGGUGGAGAAGAGGGUGCAGGAGGAGCAGGAGGACUACAGCGACAAGUUCACCGAGGACACCAAGGCCAUCUGCAGGAUGCUGCUGGCUAAAGAUCCGAAGCAGAGGUUGGGUUGCCAGGCGGAGGGGGCGGCAGGGGUGAAAUCCCACCCCUUCUUCAGGAACAUCAACUUCAAGCGGCUGGAGGCCGGCAUACUGGAGCCCUCCUUCGUGCCUGAUCCCAGAGCGGUCUACUGCAAGGAUGUCCUGGACAUUGAGCAGUUCUCCACCGUCAAGGGCGUCAACCUGGACCAAACCGACAACGACUUCUACAGCAAGUUCGCCACCGGCAGCGUCUCCAUUCCCUGGCAGAACGAGAUGAUCGAGACGGAGUGCUUCAAGGACCUGAACGUGUUCGGGGCCCACGGCUCGCGCCCCCCCGACCUGGACUGGAACCAGCCCCCCGAGCCCCCGCGUCGCAGCCUGCUGGACAGAAUUCUCAGGAGACACCAUCCAGAGGUGUCCAUCGCACACACCCGUGUCUCCUCUGCCAGCGUGAACUCUGUGGACUCCAUGUCCAACUCUGCCCCCUAGUGGACAGUCUUAUUAAGAGGAGAGCAAAAGGAGAGAGGACAGUUCCACUACGGGCCGGUCUCACAGAGCCCGGUUAGCGGCCUUUUUUUUUUUUUUUGACCACCACGCCGAAACUCGCCGGUAGUUCAAGGCAACACUAAUCGGGGUCUGUGAAGCCGUGAGAGCGAGCCGGGCUUUCUGAGAGACAGAAGACACUUAGAGAACAAACCGUCACCUCACGCAUCCUCAGGAUUGCUGGACCAGAGGAGGGCCACCGAUUAUGAACAAUAAAUUCAGGGGAUUGAUAUUCAAAGGAAGACCACUGCAGGGAAUUCAAGUCGGUGUCUUUUUCUUUUUAGUGUUUUUUUUGCUUUAUAAGGAACUGAAUUAUAUAAAAACAAGUCAGUCACACACACACUCACACACACACGCACAUGCACAUAAAAUCGGUCUCUCACACAGUUUCAGAAGCGACCAAGACAAAACGUGCUUUGCCUUGCAUAAUAAUCUCAGGCCAAAGAUUGUUUUCAUUUUUUCUUUUUUCUCUUACUUAUUACACUUGAUUUGUGUGGGGGGGGGGGUCAUUUUCCAACGAAACAUGUUUGAGCAUAAAAUAAUCAGGGCUGGGAUAAAUCGAAAGACAACAGGUCUAUUUUUGAUUUGAUUUGUCAAGUCAAGCUGGACAGUGCAGUUCACAAUGCAGCUAGAAAGGAGGAGGAGGACGCCCCACAAAAGUGAAGCCUGCCCCCCCCCCCCCCCACAACAUGACUCGAAGAGAAACACAGCCUAGGACUGAAAACCCCACUCAACAGAGGGAGAAAGCUUCUGUCUUCUCAGUAGGAGAAGAUGAACAGCACAACCAACAGUGCACAACCAAGUCCACUUGCUACCAAAUACGGUGCCAGAUUUCAUAUGGCGAACCCGAAGUUACGGUGCCAGCUCUCAUAUGGUGAAGCCCUGCCGCACCGGGCUCCCGCAGGUUCAGCCGACUGUGACGGCCUACGUCAGCGUCACAGUUAACGCGCGGUUCCGGAAUUUUCCGCUUUUGAAUCCCACCAACUGACACCCGCUGCACUCUUCACUCAGAACCAUCAAGGCUUCACUUUUACGUGUGAGACAAAUAAGACAAAACAAGAAGGGUUUUUUUUUUUUUUUUUUAAGUUGCUAACUUAUAUGAAAAAUAUUGAAAUAUUUUGUGUAUACAAGUGUGCAGUGCAGAAAACGCUCCAGAGCUCAUCAUUAGUAAUGUCACAACAAUGUAGUUGCCAUGAGAAAUGCCAUUUAUCCACCAAUAAAAUGCUAGAACCAUUUAUUUUGUAUUUAUAGGAACAAAAUUGUAUUUAUUAUUUUUUUCAUAACUCUGAACUGAAAUUGUAUAUUUAGGCAGAGGGCCUAAAAAUGCUGUGUUCGGUAUUGUCAUCAUAAUUGUUCAUUUAUUAUUUUUUUGCUUAUUUAUUGUUUUUGAUAUAGCGUGGAAACCAUCUAGCUGUUUUGAUUUCACUCACCUAUUCAAACUGAAAUGUUUCCAACACACGGCGAGAAUGAACUGUGUGGCCUACACAACACUGCAGAAAAGGAAGCCCUCAAACACGUACGACCACAAAACAAGCAUUUGUGUUUUUUUGCGUGUGCGCGAGUUUCCAUUUUGCAAUGAAAACGCUUCGUUACGGGCUUCUUUUGCUACUAAACAUCGAACAGAUUUUUAUUUUUAUUUUUAUUUUUUAGAAAUUUCAAUCAAGUGCCUCCAGUAAACAUUUGACCAGGUAACGCCCACGUUCAUGUCUUUUCCACGCGAAAGUUGCACUCCGUUCCCUUGCCCCCGAAGGACGCCUGCUGUGUGUUUGGCUGUGGGUCGAGUGAGACGGAAGGUUGGAUGAAAAAGCACAGUGCCUCCAGACUGUAGAACACCCGAUCGCAUGUGAAGCCGAGCUCAUGUUGCAUGUCGAAGUCCACGGGCGCCUACCUGCUACCGUUCCAAUAAAAAAAGCCUGUGCUGUCCUGA
Messenger RNA from Anguilla rostrata (American eel), 4533 nucleotides. It is a transcript of the gene grk5l, whose product is annotated as G protein-coupled receptor kinase 5 like. Gene Ontology annotation, molecular function: G protein-coupled receptor kinase activity; ATP binding. Gene Ontology annotation, cellular component: cytoplasm. The transcript has 16 exons. The record is from RefSeq and is a predicted model, not a curated record. NCBI's taxonomy places the organism in Eukaryota, Metazoa, Chordata, Actinopteri, Anguilliformes, Anguillidae. Gene Ontology annotation, biological process: regulation of signal transduction; signal transduction; protein phosphorylation. The coding region runs from base 795 to 2552 and encodes 585 amino acids.